Syzygium oleosum is the source of this 1968-nucleotide messenger RNA. RefSeq names its product phospho-2-dehydro-3-deoxyheptonate aldolase 2, chloroplastic-like. Bases 137 to 1741 code for a protein of 534 amino acids. Gene Ontology annotation, molecular function: 3-deoxy-7-phosphoheptulonate synthase activity. The transcript is spliced from 5 exons. Gene Ontology annotation, biological process: aromatic amino acid biosynthetic process. Lineage: Eukaryota; Viridiplantae; Streptophyta; Magnoliopsida; Myrtales; Myrtaceae. The record is from RefSeq and is a predicted model, not a curated record.
CUCUCCUCCGCUUGUGCAUCCCCCUGCUUCCUUCCUUCCUUCCUUCCUUCCUCCCACCACCUCCCUCUCUCUCUCUAGAACUCCUGAUCAAGAAAGCAAAGUUCAGAGAGAGAGAGACAGAGGAACCAAGUAAAGCAUGGCCCUCGCGAACACCUCCGCCCUCUCCUCCAAAUCGCUCUACAGCGACAUGCACGCGCUCCUCCACCAGCCCCACCACCAGCCGGCGGCUCUGUCCCUCGCCGCCGCCGCCGCCCCCAGGACCCACCAGAAGCCCCGCCCCAUCUCCGCCGUCCACGCCGCCGAGCCCGCCAAGGCCAAGGCCGCCGCCGCCGCCGUGACCGCCAAGCCCGCGGCCCCGGCCGACGGCGGGAAGUGGGCGGUGGACAGCUGGAAGGGGAAGAAGGCGCUGCACCUGCCGGAGUACCCGGACGCGAAUGAGCUCGAGUCGGUGCUCCAGACGAUCGAGUCGUUCCCGCCCAUCGUGUUCGCCGGGGAGGCGAGGAACCUCGAGGAGAAGCUCGGGGAGGCCGCCAUGGGGAACGCGUUCCUCCUGCAGGGCGGCGACUGCGCCGAGAGCUUCAAGGAGUUCAGCGCCAACAACAUCCGGGACACCUUCCGGGUGCUCCUCCAGAUGGGCGUCGUCCUCAUGUUCGGAGGCCAAGUGCCCGUGAUCAAGGUGGGGAGAAUGGCGGGACAGUUUGCAAAGCCGAGAUCUGACCCGUUUGAGGAGAAGAAUGGGGUGAAGCUGCCAAGCUACAAGGGGGACAACAUAAAUGGUGAUGCCUUCAAUGAGAAGUCGAGAAUUCCUGAUCCACACAGGAUGAUCAGAGCUUACACUCAAGCCUCGUCGACUCUGAAUCUCUUGAGGGCCUUCGCCACUGGAGGCUACGCUGCCAUGCAGAGAGUUACCCAGUGGAACCUGGACUUUGCUGAGCACAGCGAACAGGGGGAUAGGUAUCAGGAGCUGGCUCACAGGGUCGACGAGGCCUUGGGGUUCAUGGCUGCAGCUGGGCUCACGGUUGAUCACCCAAUCAUGACCUCAACCGAAUUCUGGACCUCUCAUGAGUGCUUGCUUUUGCCUUAUGAGCAAUCUCUCACCCGACUCGAUUCAACCUCCGGCCUGUACUACGACUGCUCUGCUCACAUGGUUUGGGUCGGAGAGCGCACCAGGCAGCUGGAUGGUGCCCACGUCGAGUUUUUGAGAGGAAUUGCCAAUCCCCUUGGAAUUAAGGUAAGCAACAAGAUGGAUCCCAAUGAGCUUGUCAAGCUCGUCGAGAUCCUUAAUCCGCACAACAAGCCCGGAAGGAUCACAGUGAUCUGUAGGAUGGGUGCCGAGAACAUGAGAGUCAAACUCCCGCAUUUGAUCAGGGCAGUCCGAAGAGCCGGACAGAUUGUGACUUGGGUUUGUGAUCCAAUGCACGGAAACACAAUUAAGGCACCUUGCGGGCUCAAAACCCGUGCCUUCGACUCAAUUCUGGCUGAGGUGCGGGCCUUCUUCGAUGUCCACGAGCAAGAGGGAAGUCACCCAGGAGGUGUUCAUCUGGAAAUGACGGGUCAGAACGUGACCGAGUGUAUCGGAGGGUCCCGGACUGUGACGUUCGAUGAUUUGAGCUCACGCUACCACACGCACUGCGACCCGAGGCUCAACGCUUCUCAGGCGCUCGAGCUAUCUUUCAUCAUCGCAGAGAGGCUCAGGAAGAGAAGGAUGGGGACGCAACGGCUUCUCUCCUUGAGCGUUUGAGCCGAUUCAACCGUCGCCAUGUCUUCUCGCUCGAUCGAGGUUCCGGCGACAAUUUCGGUUUAACUAGAUGUCGAUCGUUGUGUUACUAGAAAUAGGUGCAUCGUUUAAGCAAAUCUGGGAUGGGAAUGUUGUGUGUUUACUUUGGUAUGGAUGUUCUGCGAGACUAUCAUUUGAGAUCAUUGACGAAAAGCAAUAAAAUCAUGGGCCAUUGUGGCAUUUGAAGUUGA